GACAAAACUCACAAUGAUGUACAUUUAGAGCUAUAGCAUGCGUUUUGGAGUGUGGCACGAUGAUAGAAGGCUACUCCCCUGUAGCCCAGGCCCUGCUGGGGACUCUGUUUACCUGGGGUCUGACUGCUGCUGGGGCCGCCAUGGUGUUCAUUUUCUCUGGUCGACAGAAGCACAUUUUGGAUGGAAGUUUAGGAUUUGCAGCAGGGGUGAUGUUGGCUGCUUCCUAUUGGUCAUUGCUGGCGCCAGCGAUCGACAUGGCAGAGGAUUCUGGGAAGUAUGGCUCAUUUGCUUUUCUGCCUGUGGCCCUUGGCUUCACAUUCGGGGCUGCUUUUGUUUACUUCGCUGAUGUGGCCUUGCCCUUCAUGGGUGUAUCUACUGACCCUAACAUUGCCUUGGCCCUUGCUUCGGAAUCCAAGCUGGUCAAACAGAACGAGGAGGAGCAGCUUUAUCCAUUUUCUGAAUCCCAAGCCAUCAAGAUAGGUAGAACUGGACCUCUCCCAGAGGAGGGGCUUCAACUCCCGAGGAAGAGAGUAUCUCAUUGGAGUAACUCAGAUGAUCAAGAAACAGAAAGCAAAUAUCUGGGAGUGACUGGCCAAUCAGGAAGCAGCUGGAGACGCAUCCUUCUCCUCAUCUUUGCCAUCACUAUUCACAACAUUCCAGAGGGCUUAGCUGUGGGAGUUGGAUUCGGGGCCAUUGGGAAGACUUCUUCUGCAACGUUUGAGAGCGCCAGGAAUUUAGCUGUUGGUAUCGGCAUCCAGAAUUUCCCAGAAGGCCUCGCAGUAAGCUUGCCACUUCGAGGCUCGGGCGUCUCAACGUGGACGGCUUUCUGGUACGGCCAGCUCAGCGGCAUGGUGGAGCCCGUCGCUGGCAUGCUUGGCGCCGUCGCCGUGGUGUUGGCCGAACCUCUGUUGCCAUACGCGUUGGCGUUCGCUGCAGGGGCGAUGGUUUUUGUGGUGGUGGAUGACAUCAUACCUGAGGCUCAAGUCAGUGGGAACGGGAAGCUGGCGUCCUGGACUUCAAUCUUGGGCUUUAUCGUAAUGAUGUCACUUGACGUGGGGCUGGGCUGAAUCACCGUGACGACCGGCACCGCAUCAACAAAGCCAUCAUCACCAUGACACGCCUGACCUCAGUGUCAAAAAAGGGGACCAAGUCACAUUUUGUUAUUGAAAUGUCACAAAUUAGUGAGCCACUUUUCCACAGUGCAGUAUGAACUCAUGUUGCCAUAGUAUUAAACAUGUGACAUCAUCAUCAUUGUCACCAUGGGCGAAGCAUAGGUUGCAUUAUCCUUUAAAAGCAAACAUCAAAUUGACUUCUGUGUGAUUAUGUUGUACAUUGUUCAGUGACAAACAAAAACAAAUUAUGCUGUUACUUAUGUAAUGACAUAUUGAGAGUGAUUUUUCCCUUUAUAACAACCUCAUUUUAGUACAGUUAGGUCCAGAAGUAGUUGACAGUUAAUAUAGGAUUCCUGCUUUUUUAAACCAGCACGUCAAAAUGGAAUUAAAACGUUACUUCACUUGAGAUGCGUACAGGUCUCUUAAACCAUAUAUUAUAACCAUAAUUUUCCUCCCAGGAGAUUCGUUGCCAGGUCUUCAGUUGCUGCUUUGUUGUGGAUGCCGCUACAUUCAACAUAAUUACAUGCAUUUAUCUUUAAGUUGCUUUCUCAGUAUAUUUAGGGUCUUAUCCAUUUUACUGAGAAGUGGUUAGCUAAAUGUGAGCUAUAGAUCUAUACUGCUCACAAUUUAUCUUGUUCUGUCAGCUGGCACAUAAAUAAUAAUAUAAUAUAUUAUAUAUAUAUAUAUAUAUAUAUAUAUAAUAUAGUGUUUGUGUGAAAAAGGUAACAUCACAAACCUUCUGUCGCUGUCCAAAUGCAUCAGCACCUGACUGUUUUCUGGUGGAAAAGUGGGUUUUAAAAAGUUAUUGUUUAGACUCACUUAGGAAUUAAUUCCGAAAAAUUACUAAUGACUAGUACCCCUUUUUAAGACCCUGCAAUUGCUUUUUUUCUAAGAAACACAAGUUCUACAAUCUUUUAGGUUAAAUUACUGUUGACAUACGUUUGUUUUAGUUUGAACUUGCAUUUUUUGUUUUUGUUUUUUGAAUUACCUCAUGCUUGCAAUACUUGAACUCUGUGACACAUUGGACUCAAUGAAUGAUUUGGUCUUUUUCUGAUACUUUACACUUAAAGGUUAUUUGAAGAGAACGGGCCUGUGAAAAGCCUGAACAGAAGCAGCUCAUUAUUUCUUUUAAGGAGUUAAAUCCACGGGCACAUUGUAAAUAUGCUGUUUUAUGGUAUGCUGUAAUAUGCAAAUUUUAAUAUGACUUGUUGGGAGACUCUGGGAAUUUUUGGGCAUUUCACAAUCGUUGUUUCUGAUCUUAUUCACAAUGCCGAUGGAAACUAUACUGCACUCAAACACAUUUGCCAACCCCUAAAAACUCGUGCCUUCUUUUUGGGCUGUCUACUGCCAUCUGCUGGCCAAAAUGACCAGUUCCCUCAAAAAAAAAAUCUAUAUAUAUAUUAUGGUGAAGUUGUUGAUUUACAUGUGAAAUGUUUAUUUAAAUAAACCGCUCCCUUAAC
Molecule: messenger RNA, 2572 nt
Organism: Phycodurus eques (leafy seadragon)
Lineage: Eukaryota; Metazoa; Chordata; Actinopteri; Syngnathiformes; Syngnathidae
Product: zinc transporter ZIP11-like
Exons: 10
Coding region: 60-1067 (335 amino acids)
Biological process (GO): zinc ion transmembrane transport
Cellular component (GO): membrane
Molecular function (GO): zinc ion transmembrane transporter activity
Source: RefSeq, a predicted model, not a curated record